AUGGAUGCGAAGCCACAGAGAUUCCGCGUCUGUGGGGACGAAAACAUGCCCCCUUCGUCCUUGCAAAACCACAAGACAAUUCACCAGCGCAACAAGUCCAGCCCCGCUCUGAACAUGAUGGCCCAGAAUUCUACGAAGCCUGGUGUGCGCCGUGCUUUCGGCGAUGUCAGCAACACCAAGGGUGUCAGCCGUGACGAUUCUGCCUUGGUUGGGAAGCCAACUGCUCUGCCCGAGAAGGGAUUGUCUCAACCAGCACAGCGACAGAUCCCUCUAGCUGUGACCAAAGGUCUCGUUGACAAGGCCACCGGGGCCAAGCCGAUGAACCCUGCCGGAAAAGCCCAGAAGACCAAGCGCAACAACACUAUCUUCAAAGAUCAACUGCAACCCGUCCUCGAGAAGGACACAUCCAAGGAAAACAACCGGAACGUUGAAACAGUCCCAGUCCCCGCGAAGCCCAUCGAAGCCAAUGUCAUCACCAAGGAAAUCGAGAAGGCUACCAUUGCUCCCGAAUCAUACAAGUCGCUUAACGUGGAUCUUCCAAGCCACAUCGAAUCCGACGCCACCAUAUCCGAGCCCGAAGACAUGAAGGAGAUUCAAGUCAAGGAAUCAGUGUUGACCGUGUCGGAACCUGAAGAAUACUGGGAAGAAGAUGAGACCGAAUACUAUGCCGCUCCUACCUAUUCCUCACGCGGAGACAACACCACCGGCGGGACUGCUGUUAUUUACCCCAAGAUGAAUGCCAUGACCAGGCGUCAGAUGUUCCUGGCUAAGGAGAUUGUCGAGAGCCAAUUGACUGAGGAGGACAUCAUCGAGGAUCGGUAUGAUACCACCAUGGUCGCAGAAUACAAUGAGGAAAUAUUCUUGCACCUGCGGAAUAAGGAGAUUGACAUGCUCCCUCUCCCUGACUACAUGGCGAAUCAAUCCGAAAUCCAGUGGUCUAUGCGUUCGGUCCUCAUGGACUGGCUCGUCCAAGUUCACCAACGCUUCAACCUGCUUCCUGAGACUCUUUAUCUCACUGUCAACUACAUCGACCGCUUCCUGUCUCACAAGAUUGUUUCACUGGGCAAGUUGCAGCUUGUGGGUGCAACUGCCAUCUUCAUUGCGGCCAAGUUUGAAGAGAUCACGGCCCCUUCGGUCCAAGAGAUUGUUUACAUGGUUGACGGUGGCUACACUGUGGAUGAAAUCCUGAAGGCUGAGCGCUUCAUGCUUACCAUUCUCGACUUUGACCUGGGAUGGCCUGGCCCGAUGAGCUUUCUCCGACGCAUCAGCAAGGCUGAUGAGUAUGAUCUCGAAACUCGUACUGUGGCUAAGUACUUCCUUGAGCUCACCAUUAUGGACGAGCGAUUUGUCUGCACUCCUCCCAGCUUCGUUGCUGCCGGAGCUCAUUGCCUCGCUCGCAUGUUGUUGAACAAGGGCCAAUGGACCCCUGCCCAUGCUUACUACAGUGGCUACCUCUAUGCCCAAUUGAUUCCCGUGCUCCUCACUAUGCUCGACUGCUGUGAGAACCCUCGCCGUCACCACGCGGCCAUCUUCGAGAAAUAUUCCGACCGUCGCUUCAAGCGCGCUUCGGUGUUUGUUGAAGCCGAGCUUGCACACGAAUUUGCUCUCCCGGAAAUCUCCAGCCUGAGUAACCCUGAUCGCCUCGAUGGUACGGCCAACUACUAG
Molecule: messenger RNA, 1665 nt
Organism: Penicillium antarcticum
Lineage: Eukaryota; Fungi; Ascomycota; Eurotiomycetes; Eurotiales; Aspergillaceae
Product: cyclin family protein
Exons: 4
Coding region: 1-1665 (554 amino acids)
Biological process (GO): regulation of cyclin-dependent protein serine/threonine kinase activity; mitotic cell cycle phase transition
Cellular component (GO): cytoplasm; centrosome; cyclin-dependent protein kinase holoenzyme complex
Molecular function (GO): cyclin-dependent protein serine/threonine kinase regulator activity
Source: RefSeq, a predicted model, not a curated record